GCCAAGCAAGCAAACUAGCUCACGUGUUGCAAACCCUAGCUUGCGCCAAAACUUAAUCGACGAAAGCACAACCACACCUGCCCGCUAGCUCGACAGCAAUGGAGGUUAAGGUGUUGAGCUCCAAGCUCCUCAAGCCCGCCUACAAUGCCAGUGCCGCGAAGCCGUUCGCCGCCGAGUACAUUCCCCUGUCCAUCUUCGACAGGGUCACGUACAAUAUGCAGAUGGCGAUCAUCUACGCCUUCCCACCGCCGGCCCCGUCCACGGCCGCCAUCGAGAAGGGCCUCGCCACGGUGCUCGCCGAGUACCGCGCGUUCGCGGGGCAGCUCGGCGAGGCCCCCGACGGGACGCCCGCGGUGCUGCUCAAUGACCGCGGCGCGCGGCUCGUGGAGGCGUCCGUGGACGCCGAUCUCGUGGACAUGGCGCCCGCGAAGCCCACGCCGGAGCUGCUGCGCCUGCACCCCGACCUGGAGGAGGAGCUCGAGGAGGUGGUGGUGCUGCAGCUGACGCGGUUCCGGUGCGGCUCCCUAGCCGUCGGGUUCACGUCCAACCACGUCGCGGCCGACGGCCACGCCACCAGCAACUUCCUGGUGGCGUGGGGCCGCGCCACCAGGGGCCUCCCCAUGGGCCUUCCGCCCGUGCACCACCAGGAGGGGCUCUUCAAGCCACGGUCCUCGCCUCGCGUGGAGUACGACCACCGCAACAGGGAGUACUACCGGCCGACGCCCACCGAAAAGCACGGCCACGGCGAGGGCGUCGAGAACAUCGUGAUCCAUAAGGCGCACUUGACAAAGGACUUCAUUGCCGGGCUCCGCGCCAAGGCGUCCGAAGGCCGUGGCCGCCCGUUCAGCCGGUUCGAGACCAUCCUGGCUCACCUGUGGCGCACCAUGACGCGCGCGCGCGGCCUCAACCCGGACGAGACUUCCACGAUCCGCCUGUCCGUGGACGGCCGCCACCGCCUCGGGCUGCCGGCCGAGUACUUCGGCAACCUCGUCCUCUGGGCGUUCCCGACCGCCACGGUGGCGGACCUCCUGAACCGGCCGCUGAAGCACGCGGCGCAGGCGAUCCACGACGAGGUGGCCCGCGUGGACGGCAACUACUUCCAGUCGUUCAUCGACUUCGCGACCUCCGGCGCCGCGGAGAAGGAGGGGCUGGCGCCGAGCGCGAUCCUCAAGGACGUGCUGUGCCCGAACGGGGAGGUGGACAGCUGGCUGACGUUCCCGUUCUACGAGCUGGACUUCGGCACCGGCAGCCCGACCUACUUCAUGCCGUCCUACUUCCCCACGGAGGGGAUGCUGUUCCUCGUGCCGUCGUACGUCGGCGACGGCAGCGUCGACGCCUUCGUGCCCGUCUUCCAGCACAACCUCGAGGCCUUCAAAGAGUGCUGCUAUUCCAUGGAGUAGGUCGGAAAUGCACCAAACGUCUCACAAAUUAAUUAUAAGGACGGGUCAACAAAAACUAACCCCCAAAAAAGAUUCUUCUUCUUCUUCUUCUUCAGUUAUUUAGUUUUUUGAGAUGCUCGAUUGCAUUUCGUAUCGGUCGAGUC
Phragmites australis (common reed) is the source of this 1543-nucleotide messenger RNA. RefSeq names its product putrescine hydroxycinnamoyltransferase 3. The record is from RefSeq and is a predicted model, not a curated record. Gene Ontology annotation, molecular function: acyltransferase activity, transferring groups other than amino-acyl groups. The transcript has a single exon. NCBI's taxonomy places the organism in Eukaryota, Viridiplantae, Streptophyta, Magnoliopsida, Poales, Poaceae. Bases 99 to 1400 code for a protein of 433 amino acids.